AUGUUUGCCACGCAAGACGCCGGGCUGCCGCCCAGCUACUACGCGCACCCGAACCCCUCUCAUUUGGACAGCUUUGUCGAAGAUGUCCUCGAUCCGCCCCCUCUAUACGACUGGGCAGUGAUGAUGGGGGACAGAGACCAGCAGGAGGAACAGCAGCCAACUCCACCACGGCAAGAUGUCGACGACCAAGCAACGUCGUCGAUCAUCGCCUCUGAAGCCUCGCAGAGAGCUUUCUCCUAUGGUACCAUUAGCGCUGACAUCAUGGCCGACUUCGACUUUCCUCAACCACCACCAAAGACGACGGCCGCGGUCAGGGACCUCGCGGUAGCAUCUUCGUCGUCUUCUACUCCUCAGAGAGGCUAUCGACCGACAGCGGCAUCCAUUCUAGAUGGCUUUGAUCCUACGCCUUUCUCUCCCCAAACAACUGGCGGCAGCAACAGCACCGCUGCAAGCACGCCCCCCAUGAUGUCUCCUCCCAUUCGCCCCAGAUCGGCCUCGCUUCUGGGAACAAACAACCCGUACAUCGCCCUCCUCGAGCAGAAGGAGCAGGCGAUGACGGUCGCUUUUCUGCGCACCCAUGACGUCGCCACUGGAUCCCGCUCGACAGAUCUCGCUGCCGACGAUUUCAGUUUCGGUCAGCGCUACCAGAGAGCCGCUGACACGACAGACGUCGUAGUUACGAGGCAAAGGCUACCAGCGAAUGACCUGGGCGGAUCAAGAGAGUGUCCUAUCUGCGCAGAGACUAGAGAGGCUUCGGAUUUCCCGAUCCUUAGCGUUACUUCGAUGUGUACUCACCCACCAGAGGCAUGCCUGGAAUGUCUCCAAAUGUCAAUCAGAUCAGACUUGAAUAGCAAACUCUGGACCGAGAUCCGAUGUCCCGAGUGUCGAGAGCUCCUCGAAUACGUCGACAUUCAGAAGUACGCAGACGAGGAAACGUUCGCCCGGUAG
Molecule: messenger RNA, 948 nt
Organism: Colletotrichum chrysophilum
Lineage: Eukaryota; Fungi; Ascomycota; Sordariomycetes; Glomerellales; Glomerellaceae
Exons: 2
Coding region: 1-948 (315 amino acids)
Source: RefSeq, a predicted model, not a curated record